This is a messenger RNA of Insectozyma verbasci, 1179 nucleotides long. The record is from the annotation of a GenBank genome assembly. Lineage: Eukaryota; Fungi; Ascomycota; Pichiomycetes; Serinales; Debaryomycetaceae.
AUGCAAGUUAAAAGUAAAGUCAAAUUGAAGGAUAAGAAUGUUGCUGUUACUUUAAUACCUGAAGAUUCUGAAGAUUUAUGGUAUAUUUAUAAUCUUAUCAAAAAAGGAGAUUCAGUUUCAUUAUUAACUCAUCGAAAUGUAAAGAAAGGAAAUCAAAAUAAUAUAACUAAAGGUAACGCUAAAAUGGAGAAAAUACUCGUGAAAUUGAAAUUAACUGUUGAAGAAGUAGAUUAUAUUGCUUCUGAUCAAACAAUGAGGAUAAAUGGUAAAUCAUUAGUACAACAAGAAUAUAUCCCAUUGAAUUCGUACCACACAGCGGAAGUUGAAUUAAAUAAAGAUUUAACGGUUCUUAAAGACACUUGGGAUGAAUAUGAUAUGAAAUUAUUAGAUGAUUUAUGUUCAAUUGAGAAAAAAGCAGAUAUUGGUGCAGUUGUAUUCCAAGAAGGUGUUGCUCAUUUAUGUUACGUUACAAAUCAAAUGACAGUAUUACAAGCUAAAAUAGAGAAAUCAAUACCUAGAAAAAACAAUGAAUAUGGUACUAGAGACCUAGAUAAAGCCAUGAAUUCAUUUUAUAAUAUGAUUAUCGCAUCAAUGCUAAGACAUUUUGAUAUUAAUAAAUUAAAAGUUAUUAUACUUGCAUCACCUGGAUUUUUAGCAAAGACAUUAUAUGAAAGAUUGAUACAAGAAUGUAUAAAUUUACAAAAUUCAGGUAAAGAGAAUAAACAAUUUCAAGACAUUAUUAAAAAUAAAGCAAAAUUUUUAAUUGCUCAUUCAUCUACUGGUUAUCUACAAGGUUUAGAAGAAGUUAUAAAUGAUCCACAAACAAAGAAAAGAUUAAGUGAUACCAAAUUUCUAGAGGAAUCUGAGGUAUUAUCUAAAUUUCAAAAAGCAUUAAAUGAAGAUGAUGGUAGGGCAUGGUAUGGUUUAGAAGAAAUAACAAAAGCACUAAACUUAGAUGCUGUAAGGUAUCUUAUGGUUAGUGAUGAUCUUUUUAGAUCAGACGAUAUUGAAAUAAGAAGACAUUAUAUUGAUUUAACAGAACAAGCAAAAAAUUUGGGUGCAAAAGUUUAUAUAUUUUCAAGUUUACACGAGUCUGGUAUUCAAUUAAAUCAACUAACGGGUAUAGCAGCAUUACUCAAGUAUCCAGUGCCUGAUUUAAAUGAUUCAGAUGAAGAGUAG